GCAACGGGUGAUGUCAGGGUUUUGAAAAGGGUGAUUAAACAUGAUAAAAGGCGUGGAAGAACGGCUUUUCCGUCCAAUUUCCCAUAUGUUUCACCCCCCCUCCCGUCUCUCUCCCCCCGCCGCCGUCUCCGGCCAGAUUGUACCGAUUGCCGCCAGGCCGUCUGCUCUCAGCCGCCGCCGUGAUUAUUUCGUCUCAGCCUUCAAAGAAAUUCCUCCUGUGAAUGGAACGAAAACUUUACGGAUGAUAUCCCAUGAUUUUUUCACAAAAUGGGGGUUCUUCAGAUUUGACCGGAAUGAACCAAACCCGCUCUUAGUCAAUGCCACCUCAUAAAUCAGUUAGUUUUUAAAUGUGGGUUAACAGCAAGGACCAAAAUCAACUGAUUGAACCAUUUCAAAGUACAACUGAGAGUACAAGGACCAACAGAGGGUAAAACUUGGUUUGAACUUUGAAGGAGCACAACAUAGAAUAAGAGUCUUGAUAAGAGUUGCUUGGGUCUGUUGAGAAAAGCCUAUUGUAGCUCCCUUAACUUGCUCCUUCACAGGGAGCCUGGCUCGUGAGGUCAUUUCUUCACUCUCUGAUGCUCUCUCCACUCCUGCCUGCAGCAAAUCAAGGAUUUCUCCCUGUCUUUCGGUCUGCUACAUGGAUCCAGAGGCUGCACGAACCGCUCGAGAAUCACUAGACCUUGCAUUUCAUAUGUCUAACAUACUCAAUACUGGAAUCGAUCGCCAUACCCUCUCCAUCCUCAUUGCUCUUUGUGACAUGGGGGUGAACCCUGAAGCACUAGCUGCGGUUGUCAAGGAACUACGUCGAGAGCCGCCCUCUGGGGAGACCAUCAUCUCUGAUAUUCCGCCAUCAGUCACCCGAACAAAUUAGCAGGUUCGUUCAUCUACUGAUGGUUUCUGAAGUUCAAAUGUUUUUUAAAACCAGUUUUCUGUAUACAAUUCACUUUGGAUUUGAGCAUAACAGCAUGCGAGGUAAAGAUUCAAAUUCAUGAUCUUUUGAUCGAGAAUAUAUAUUGUAGUUAGGGUUGGCAGAUGUGACUCGGUGUUUUGAGUGUUUACUGUUCUGUUCUGUUCAGUAUAUGCAAUUAUCACAUUGUUUUGCAUAUUAGCUAA
Messenger RNA from Momordica charantia (bitter melon), 1116 nucleotides. The record is from RefSeq and is a predicted model, not a curated record. NCBI's taxonomy places the organism in Eukaryota, Viridiplantae, Streptophyta, Magnoliopsida, Cucurbitales, Cucurbitaceae.